Molecule: messenger RNA, 2862 nt
Organism: Pangasianodon hypophthalmus (striped catfish)
Lineage: Eukaryota; Metazoa; Chordata; Actinopteri; Siluriformes; Pangasiidae
Gene: soul5l
Product: heme-binding protein soul5, like
Exons: 8
Coding region: 854-1594 (246 amino acids)
Cellular component (GO): cytoplasm
Source: RefSeq, a predicted model, not a curated record
AAAUGUUCACUACGAGACUGAUCGCUAACUCGCAUCUCGUAGAUGUGGUCCUCAGUUGAUGCGAGAGUUCUGCUGUCCGCAACGUUGUACAAACUUUUUUAUUUGUACAUUUUAAUUUCAACUCCUUUGGGAUCGAAUUCUCUGAGAAAUCUAAUGUUUGUUUAUUAAAAUCUGUCCAAAGUUUGCACCUUUUAGAGACCCUUUAACAGUGUGCUGUGAAAUUAUGUUACUUCAAGUAAACCUACAUACCUGAAAUAGAUCAGAUUAAAGAGCAUGUUAGUUUCAUCAACUGCAAUAAUUAACUCCUCAUUGAGAGCAGCAUUGAUAUAUUUCACUAUCAAGCAAUAAAUCACAACAAAACAUGUUUUGAAUGAUUCAAGGGCAUCCUUAUGCUAGUUAGCUGAAAAACACUACUUUUUAGGUCUAAUUAAUAUUUGUGUGCAGGGUUUAACCCACAGCAGCAUUACAGAAUAAAACUGAAAUUAUUCAGGCCAUUUCAGUGAGUGAAAUAAUUCCUUCAGCAAGUUUAUUACUUAAUCAAAGCCAAUUCAUUUCAAAUGCCAAAAAAAGAAGCACUUUUUAAAAUAGUGUUAUAGUCAUAUACAUCCUGAAUAAAUUAUAUUACAUUUAUCAGCAUGUUAACAGUGGUUUAUGGACACACACACACACACAUCCUGAGAAUCAUUACAGCUGUCCUCAUUACCUUACCUGUUGUUCUCGGGAGCGCGCAAAUGCGGUGCGCGUGAGCGCGCAGCAGUGUCCUAGCUCGUGCGCGCGCUUCAGGCAGACUCCGGUUCCAGCUGAACGCACCAUCAUCAUCAUCUUCAUCUUCAUCACCCCUGAACCUGUCAGCAUGUUUCUUCUCCGCUGUAUCGUGUCUUUAAUUGUGCUGCUGUUGGCUGAGAGUGGAGUGGGCCCGAGUAAUUCCCCAAGCAGUUACUGUACCGAGUCUAAAGAGUGCCUGCAGUUUGAGUUGGUGUGCCAGACGGAGGAGUAUGAAGUACGACACUACUCUCCUACUCGGUGGGUGUCAACUGACGCUGAAGCUUAUCUCAUGGGCGUUGGGGCAGCCAUGGCCUUCAGACGUCUCUACCAGUACAUCACCGGAACCAACCAAGCAGAUAUUCAGAUGGAGUUGACUGCUCCAGUUCUAGUCGAAGUACCAGAAGAGACUCACACAUGGGAGCCAGCGCUCUACACACUGAGCUUCCUGCUCCCUUCAGUCUUCCAACAUGAUCGUCCUCCUGCCCCGACCAAUGACAAGCUGUAUUUUACAGAGAUGCCUGAGAUGGAUGUGUAUGUGAGGAGUUAUGGUGGAUGGAUGCUCUCAGUCUCGUCUCGACUUCACACACACCUGCUAACCAAAGAACUACAGCGAGUUAACGCUAACUACAACCACACACACCACUACGCCGUGGGCUACGACAGUCCUCUGAAACUCUUACACAGACAUAAUGAGGUGUGGUAUGUGGUGAACGGUGAGCCGGUGUGCAACGGAACGAUGCGUAAACCCACUCAGAGCACCACCGCUAAUACUGCUACUGCUAUCACUGCUAAUACUCCUGCUACUAGUGAUCCUACUGCUACUGAUUAACCAGGAGGCGCCAGUGGAAUUGCUUGUGUGAUUCUGCAUCUGUUUAGCAGAUACUGUAAGCGAACAAAACUGGGACCUCCGUAUGAAGACUCAGUUAUCAACACCAUCCCUAUAGUUUCACAAGAAUCUUUUCUCGAGCAUCCAGCUAACGGUGAAAAAUUCUCCAGCUUAGCUUUUAGAAAAAUGUGUUAAUGCCACGCACUCUUACUGAAAAGGGUUCCUCAUGGGUUCUUUGGUGCUUAAGGCAGUUUAACUUAAAACCUUUGGCGAAAGGGAAGUCUGUUGUUGUUGGCUCUACUAUUUAGGAUGUCCACAUUUGUAGAAAGCAGCAAACCCUUCAAGAUGCCAGAUGAAGCUUUCUUUUUAAUAGUGUAAUAUGUAUUUAUGUUACUAUGUUGAGACUUUGUUAAGGGCUGUCCUUGAGUUUAUGAGAUAAUGGGUAUGUCUCAAUCAGUGAGUCAGUAGAUUGUGUACAGGAGUUCGGGCACUAGGACCCUGGAUUACUACACACUGUGACGCUGAUGACUCAAUUUCCGUCAUCAUGACGACGUAUUCUCGUUGUAAAAUGUCGCCUCUGGUGUUUAUCAACAACAUGCAGCACUGAUAUCUUUCUGACGUUAUAUGUCGUAUAAAUUUAUUAGCUUAAUCACAUGUGUUUCUGUCACGGUGCUUCAAGCAGGAUCGUAGACUCGCUAGUGGAUUUAUUUAAAUCAUUAAACACUUAAAAGUCGUUAGACUCAAACACACCGUAUAUAUAGAACAUCAAAUAAAGUUAAAAAUCUCUAACAUAAGUAAUCAUCUGAUAGCUACAACAACGAUAACAAGCUACUUAUGUUUGUAGAUGAAGUUGGCUGAGAGUUCGUCCGCCAUUUUUUUUUUAGCACUGAGAGGCUUCAGAAAAUAUGACGUCAUUUCCUGUAAGGGAACGUAGUGAGCAUCGACGCUCCCUGGUUUUUUCGGUGCAUUGUGGGAUUUUUAAUGGAAUGAAAGUUCCAGUGCACUGGAAGGACUUUGCGAUUGAGUCAGCACUUAAAAUGGCCGCUUCCCUGAUCAGCAUCCUGACGACUGAACUAGCGAGCUGAUUGAGACGCACCUUGUGUUUAUUAUGUUUUAAUUUGCUGUAUGUUUAUAUAUCAAUGUCGUGACUUUGGCUGCUUCAGGAAUCAGGAUUGACGUGAUCACGUCAUGUUUCCAUCUGAUGUAAUUGUGAUAUAAUACCAUAAAUCUCCACGCUGCGAACACUAAUAAAACAAUAUCACAUCUGCUAA